CAUCCACCUCCCACUACCACUACUUCUUCUACCACGCACAUCAUUGCUCGUGUAUAGCAUACAGUCCAUUAGAUCACACUUGCAUCCGCUAGAUUUGAUCGCUCUCCGACUGCAUCGCCUUGCCGUGCAACGCUCGGUUAUUCAAUCAUCCAACAAUUACAGAGACACAACAGAGACAUACUAACCAACACAACGACAAUAGCGUCUCAGGAUCCAUUCAGUUGAGAAUCUUGAGAUAUCACUGAAUUGCUGGACCCAAGCACGGACUUCCACGACAAGAUCUGGUUGCUUAAUCGACACCAUUACUAACCGCCGAAACAUCACUUUGAUAUUCGGUACUACAGGGACUUCGAUCGAAACAUUAAGUUGUCCAUUCGAUCAUUAAUCACACAGUCAUCAUGGCAACAUCAGCUGUGUCAACUCCUCUGAAAAGCCAUCAUGGCAUCUUCUCCACAAAGACUGCCGGCGGCAGAAUGCCUCUCACACCAUCACCGAGAAGUAGAACGACAAGCAUGCCCCAGAAUGUCUCUACCACCUCAUCUCCUUCUACUCCUCUGCGAAAAGACCAAUCAAUCCACAAGUCAGAUCCCUCCACCUUCUUCUCACGAUCAAUUCCACGAUCAGUCUCCAAGUUAGCCUACGCCAACUCCCCCAAAUCCAACAUUGCCAGAACCAAACAGUCACCGAAGCAACUCGACCUUGGGGUCUCAGAGUGGACUUUGGCUGGCACUGGACCACACACUUCAACCCCAUCGAGGGAGAAGUCAAGGAAAGAGACUGCGCUGAGAUCAAGGACUGGGAAAACCACAAUCAGACUCCCACACAACACCGCGGACCGUUUCAUCCCCAACCGUGGUGCCAGUGCAGGUCUUACCACAGCGGGCGCAGCCAAGCCUGACGAGAACACACGUCCGCGCUCUGCUGACGGAUCUGUCGUGCUCGCAAAUGCUGCUAGUGCUUUUGACAUCUCUGCUCGAGGAGCCGAUGCAGACAUCACAACCGCUCUUGAAGGCCUCGGCUUGGAGGAUGACAGCGCACCUUCGUAUACUCGCUCGAACAAAGAGUCUACUGCCUACGAAUCAUCUCUGGCUUCUGCCUGCGGCAUCUCUACCAGCCAGCGAAUCCUGGAAUUCAAGCCAGCUCCUCCCGAGUCAUCCAAGCCUAUUGACCUCCGAUCACAGUACAACCGGCCAUUGAAGCAGGCCAAUGCUCAAUCUGCGCAGUUCCGCAGACGCAUCCAGUCUGCUCCCGAACGCGUGCUAGACGCCCCUGGCCUCGUUGAUGACUACUAUCUGAACUUGCUCGACUGGAGUGCCGGUAACCAAGUCGCUAUUGGACUGGAACGCAAUGUCUACGUCUGGUCUGCCGACAGUGGCACCGUGAGCUGCUUGUUGGAGACAUCCCCAGACACAUACAUUAGCAGUGUGAAAUGGUCUGGUGACGGCGCUUACGUCGGAGUGGGCCUCGGGACUGGGGAAGUACAGAUCUGGGAUGUCGAAGAGGGUACCAAGCUUCGAAGCAUGUUCGGCCACGAAACCCGUGUCGGCGUGAUGGGGUGGAACAAGCACACCCUGUCGACUGGCGCCCGCAGUGGACUCGUCUUCAACCACGACGUCCGUGUUGCUCAGCACAAGGUCGCUGAAUUGGUCUCCCACACCUCCGAAGUGUGCGGCCUCGAAUGGCGCUCCGAUGGUGCUCAACUCGCGACUGGAGGCAAUGACAACCUCGUUUCCAUCUGGGAUGCUCGGUCUCUCGCCGCUCCCAAGUUUGCCAAGAAGAACCACCGCGCCGCCGUCAAGGCUCUUAGCUGGUGCCCAUGGCAAUUGAAUCUCUUGGCUACGGGAGGUGGCUCAAAUGACCGCCACAUCCACUUCUGGAACACCACGACCGGGGCUCGCGUCAACAGCAUCGACACUGGAUCGCAAGUGACGAGCUUGAAGUGGAGCAACCAUUACCGUGAGCUGGUUAGCUCUGGCGGCUUCCCUGAUAACUCAUUGAGCAUCUGGAGCUAUCCUACCUUGGUCCGAAAUGUGGAAAUUCCUGCACAUGAAACCCGGGUCCUCCACAGCUGCCUAAGCCCUGACGGACAGAUGUUGGCUACAGCGGCGGCUGAUGAGAGCUUGAAGUUUUGGAAGGUAUUCGAGCGGAAGGCGGGAGUGAGUGCUUCAGCCUCGAGAGAGGGCGGCGUUGGAAAGGGCGGAGCAAUGGCAAAGCAGAUGACCAUUCGGUAAAUGCUGGCCCUUGACUCUACGGGCGACCGGUACUUGUCCUUUUCAUGCAAGGUGUUGGGGUUGAUUUGGGGGCCAUAACUUGGGCCACGAACGACGAUAAUGAUGAGGCUCUUCUUUUCUUACCUGGAAAGGACCAUGACAUGGGUGUACUUUGCUCCAUGAUGAAUCCGUGCUGUACGACUUUCUUCCUCCUUGUUUGAUUUUUGCAGUGUGAUGGAUAGCAACAAUCCACAAACUCUCUGGCUCGGAUCUUGCAGAGUUAGCUAGCUGUUGAUAGAGUAUGUGAAGUUGCUUGAGCUGAACAAAAAUAAAGGGCCCUAAUUGUGUGCG
Exophiala oligosperma is the source of this 2561-nucleotide messenger RNA. RefSeq lists its product as uncharacterized. The record is from RefSeq and is a predicted model, not a curated record. The transcript is spliced from 2 exons. Gene Ontology annotation, biological process: positive regulation of ubiquitin protein ligase activity; anaphase-promoting complex-dependent catabolic process; positive regulation of anaphase-promoting complex-dependent catabolic process. Gene Ontology annotation, molecular function: protein binding; ubiquitin ligase activator activity; anaphase-promoting complex binding. The coding region runs from base 399 to 2231 and encodes 610 amino acids. Lineage: Eukaryota; Fungi; Ascomycota; Eurotiomycetes; Chaetothyriales; Herpotrichiellaceae. Gene Ontology annotation, cellular component: anaphase-promoting complex.